This is a messenger RNA of Manacus vitellinus (golden-collared manakin), 4754 nucleotides long. RefSeq names its product potassium voltage-gated channel subfamily B member 1 (gene KCNB1). NCBI's taxonomy places the organism in Eukaryota, Metazoa, Chordata, Aves, Passeriformes, Pipridae. The record is from RefSeq and is a predicted model, not a curated record. Gene Ontology annotation, biological process: protein homooligomerization; potassium ion transmembrane transport. The transcript has 2 exons. Bases 1 to 2574 code for a protein of 857 amino acids. Gene Ontology annotation, cellular component: voltage-gated potassium channel complex; membrane. Gene Ontology annotation, molecular function: protein binding; delayed rectifier potassium channel activity.
AUGAAUAAGCAUGGAUCUCGCUCUACUACCUCUUUGCCUCCGGACCCCACUGAGAUCGUCAGGAGCAAGGCCUGCUCCCGAAGGGUCAAGCUCAACGUGGGGGGGCUGGCCCACGAGGUUCUCUGGCGGACCUUGGACAGGUUGCCGCGGACCAGGCUGGGUAAGCUCAGAGACUGCAACACACACGACUCCCUCAUGGAGAUCUGUGAUGACUACAACCUGGAGGAGAACGAGUACUUCUUCGACAGGCAUCCCGGGGCAUUCACCUCAAUCUUGAACUUCUACCGUACUGGCAAGCUGCACAUGAUGGAGGAGAUGUGCGCCUUGUCCUUCAGCCAGGAGCUGGACUACUGGGGGGUGGACGAGAUCUACCUGGAGUCCUGCUGCCAGGCCCGCUACCACCAGAAGAAGGAGCAGAUGAACGAGGAGCUGAAGAGAGAAGCUGAGACCCUGAGGGAAAGGGAAGGGGAGGAAUUCGAUAACACUUGCUGUGCUGAGAAAAGGAAAAAGCUCUGGGACCUCCUGGAGAAGCCCAACUCCUCCGUAGCGGCCAAGAUUUUGGCAAUCAUUUCCAUCAUGUUUAUUGUACUAUCUACAAUUGCCUUGUCCCUUAACACACUUCCUGAACUACAAGGCAUGGAUGAAUUUGGGCAGACCACAGAUAACCCCCAGCUUGCCCACGUGGAAGCAGUGUGCAUUGCAUGGUUUACAAUGGAAUACCUCCUGCGGUUCCUCUCCUCGCCUAAGAAGUGGAAGUUUUUCAAAGGCCCCCUGAAUGCUAUAGAUUUGCUGGCUAUCUUACCCUACUAUGUCACUAUCUUCCUCACUGAAUCCAAUAAAAGUGUACUUCAGUUCCAAAAUGUACGACGAGUGGUCCAAAUAUUUCGGAUUAUGAGGAUACUCCGGAUUCUAAAGCUCGCCCGGCACUCAACGGGUUUACAGUCCUUGGGGUUUACACUCAGGAGAAGUUACAAUGAGCUUGGAUUACUCAUCUUGUUUUUGGCCAUGGGCAUUAUGAUCUUUUCCAGUUUAGUGUUUUUUGCAGAAAAGGAUGAGGAUGAUACAAAAUUCAAGAGCAUCCCAGCUUCCUUCUGGUGGGCAACAAUCACCAUGACAACAGUAGGCUACGGAGACAUCUACCCCAAAACUCUUUUAGGUAAAAUAGUAGGAGGACUGUGCUGCAUUGCUGGUGUGCUGGUGAUUGCUCUUCCCAUCCCAAUUAUUGUCAAUAACUUCUCUGAGUUUUACAAAGAGCAGAAGAGGCAGGAGAAAGCCAUUAAGCGCAGGGAAGCUCUUGAAAGAGCAAAAAGGAAUGGUAGUAUUGUUUCCAUGAACAUGAAGGAUGCUUUUGCCCGCAGCAUAGAACUCAUGGACAUUGUGGUUGAAAAGAAUGGAGAAAGCAUAACCAAAAAGGAUAAAGUUCAGGACAAUCAUUUAUCUCCCAGCAAAUGGAAAUGGACCAAGAGAACCCUUUCUGAAACUAGCUCUAGUAAAUCUUUUGAAACUAAGGAACCAGGAUCCCCAGAAAAAGCCAGGUCAUCUUCAAGUCCCCAGCACUUGAACGUCCAACAGCUUGAGGACAUGUACAACAAAAUGGCAAAGACUCAGUCCCAGCCAAACCUUAACACUAAAGAGUCGAGUCAACCUGGAAGGCAAAAGGAAGAGCUAGAAAUGGAAACCCUUCCCGGCCCUAUGGUGCCCCUGCUGACAACCCGCACUGAUGGGAUCGUUGACAUGAGGAGCAUGUCCAGCAUCGACAGCUUCAUAAGCUGUGCGGCAGAGUUCCCUGACUCCGGGCGGUUCUCCCACAGCCCGCUCACCACCCUGCCCUGCAAGGGCGGCAUCAACGUCAUCCAGGAGCAGAGCAGGCCAGAGGGGAGCGGUGCCAAGUAUGUGGAAAUGAACCCGAGCUCCGAAGGCAGCCACCGUUCUGCUUUUUUCAUUGAAAGCCCCAAAAGCUCCAUAAAGGCCAGUAACCCUUUAAAACUAAGAUCUCUGAAAGUCAACUUCAUGGAAGAGGACACCAGCACAUUAGUACCAGCAUCAAAUGUACUGAGGAUAUAUCCAGACUCUCUCAAGAGCCGGGGAGCUGCUGCUGCCACAGAUACUUCCUUACUCUCUGACAGAUCUCUCAUGAGCCCAGAACCCUCAAUCUACACAACUGCGAGUGCGAGAACCCCCCCAAAGUCACCGGAGUCACAGGCAGCCAUAGCUUUCAACUUCCAUGAUGCUGGUAUACACAAAUAUAUAGACGCUGACACUGAUGACGAAGGUCAGCUGAUGUACGAUUCAAGUCCGCCCGGAAAUGUGAGUCCCAAGUACAAUGUUACAAACAGUGGCUAUCUAAAGCAAAAGGACCAUGUUUAUAGAACAGAGAAGAACCAUCUAGAAGCUGCUGCUUUACCCACCUCCCCUAAGCUGAUAGGGCAGAACUGCAUUUACUCUAUGGAAGGUAUCACUGGAAGAACCCAGGGCAAUCAGGAGACUGUCAGACUAGAAAAUCACAUUUCCCCAGAAGUCCAUGUAUUACCAGGCAGUGGAGGACAUGCUAACACACAUGAUCAAAGCAUCUGAGGUGGGCUCCAAAAGAACUUACUGAAAGUUUAAAGGAAUGUCUUUACAGUCAACACAAACAAAAGAGCUUCUGCAUGGCAUGAACUUGGCUGAAACAAGCCACUUGUUUCUAAAAGUCUGGGGGAGGUCCAGUGUGGGUUUGUGAAAAUGUCCUUCUCUGAAACAACUCUAAAGACAUUGCCCACAUCAGUCAAAAAUAAGGAUUGCAAAUCAUGAUCACACAUUGAUCUCCUUUCAUGUUGUCCAGUGAAGCCAAUGUGACCAAAUAUCCAUCCAUUCCCCUUGAACGCUAGAGCUCCUUUUGGAAAUAUUAACAUCUGAUUUGCGUUAGUUCCAUAAAGGAUGCCAAGGCAGCCAGAUUUGAACUCUGGAAUAAAUUGCUGGGGUUGGUAUAAAGCUUUCAAAAACACAAUGCUCACUGCUUCAGGGCAGCUGUUCCCCAUCUACAGCUUUCUCUGAUGGAUAUUAUGUCUGAAGGUAACAGGGAACACUUGCAUUAUUGGAAAAUCCGAGUGAAAACCAUUUAAAACAAAUAAUGGUCUAGAGAAACCAAUUAUUAAAAUGCUCUCUGUGUGUUUAACAAUCCGAUAUCCUGUAGGACCUGAUGUUUUCUUUUGAAAUAUCAGCAGGGUGAGUUGCACCACUUGUAUCUAAUCCCAAACAUCCCCUAGGACAUAGUGAAACUUGCACUGACCCUCUGCUAAAAGCCGGUACCUGCCCCAGGGCCAGCGCGUGGCCCUCGGGGGCCCACAGCCCACGUGGGAAGGUGUGAAGGAGCCAUGCAGAAGCAGGACUCUCCAGGGGCACCGCAGCCAGACCCCCUUCCCGGUGCCGGGGAGCGCAGGGCUGGAAGGAGAGCUCGGCUCUCGCCCUCGGUGGGGAGGGAGAUGUGGCUGCGCUGCCCGCGGGGACGGUGAGCGUGGCCGGACCCCCGGUACGUGCCGGGGGCACCGGGACGGCUGCCUGGCCCCCCCUUCCAGCCCGCCCGCCGACUCCAGGCGCCAGCCAGAGUCUCGCCCUUGGCGUAGGAGAGGAACAGGUUGGUCCGAAGCUUUUUGCGCCCAAGCAGCGCAGUGAAAGAUAUGCAAGUGUUACAUAAAUAUGCAAAAAGAGGGAUUUGUUAGUGACCCGUCCCGGGCCUGGCUGUGCUCCCUCUCGCCAGGAGGUUGGACAGGAGAGGCUCCUGCAGAGCCAUGGCAUGAAGGAGCUGCGAGAGGCAGGAGAGUCAGGCCUGACGUUUUAAUAGCAUCCAGUCAUUUUUAAGUGAAACGAGAAAAAAAAAAAAAAAGAGAAAAAAAAAAAAAAGAUCUGACCAUUUUAAGUGAACAGAACUAGCAGCCACCAGCCUAGGUUUUUAAAAUAUUAUUGUUUCAAUAAAGUUAUGUCAAAUUGUGUAGGAAAUAAUUUGUCUUUGGUUUUUAAUCUUGGGGGGGAAAAGCACUUUACGUUGACUUUUUGUUGUCGUUGUUGCAAUGCUGGAGUAGGAUAGCAGAGUGUAACAAUCAAGCACUUUAACCAAGCACUACUUUAAUUUGUGCCUCCUGUUGUGACUGUGAUUUGUUACACGCCUGUAGCAAGUCACAACCUGUCCUGUGAUAACUGUGAUGGUAACCUUUUCUGUUGUUCUCUGUUUCUACUGUAAAACUCAACUGUAAAUAACUGUCGACGAGCGUUUCCUGACCUAUUCCGAGCUCUGCCGGGGCGUGUAGCGAUCUGCAGGCAGCAGGUCCGGGGACGAGCUGAGACACGGGACGCGGGAGCGGAGGCACAGGUGGGAGGAAGACCCCCCCCAAGCCGCUCGAGUCCGCUGCGUUUUGUUCCUUCCUAUUGCAAAACCAAGCCGUUGGUUAGUCCUGAAUGUACCGUCUGUCCGUCCAGGCCGUGCCGCACUCCUGUCUGUAACCCUAGUGGUGAAUGCAGCAUGUACGGACAAAAGCAAUAAGCACAUACCUGUUUUAGCAACUACCGUGGGUUGCGGUGAGAGCUUUGUUAGGUGUCUCCUCGGCACAAACUGUACACACGGUGGAGUGACUCUGCUCUGCUCAGCCCACCCCGGCCCCGGGCGGUGGGACCAGCCCAGGGACCCGCUCAGAGCCGCCCUUGCAAGGCGAGACCCCCGGGAAGGCGCGAGAGUAAGACCUGAGCCACCCCCUCAGGAAUUACCCGCCCGCAGCGAGAGA